Molecule: messenger RNA, 1182 nt
Organism: Bufo bufo (common toad)
Lineage: Eukaryota; Metazoa; Chordata; Amphibia; Anura; Bufonidae
Gene: RIC3
Product: RIC3 acetylcholine receptor chaperone
Exons: 6
Coding region: 33-1133 (366 amino acids)
Biological process (GO): protein localization to cell surface; synaptic transmission, cholinergic
Cellular component (GO): intracellular membrane-bounded organelle; neuron projection; neuronal cell body
Source: RefSeq, a predicted model, not a curated record
UCCCGCAGCCUCAGUCACCAGGAGAUCCUACAAUGGCUUUAUCCACCAUCCAGAAGGUGGUCAUGUUCUCCGGCCUGGUGCUGUGCGUGUCCCUGCUCCUGCCCAAAACCUUCCUGAACAGGGGGAAGCCGUCCCUGCAGCAGCCGGAGGGAAGUACCGGCCGUUUCCCGUCUGCUGUUCCUCAUGGUAAACCAGUGGAUUUUAGGGGAGGAGGUUUCCCCCGCUCUCACUUAUCUGAAGCUGUGUCUAAGGCGAAGGCUGGUGGAGGAGGAAGUAACAGCCGGCAGAGUCUCGUGGGGCAGAUAAUACCCAUCUAUGGGUUCGGGAUAUUACUGUAUAUACUCUAUAUACUUUUCAAGCUCUCUAAGGGCAGACCGGUGAAGCCUGAGCCCCGGAGCGCCCCCAUCGCCAACGGGAACCUGAAGAGGAAGAUCACUGACUAUGAGCUCGGCCAGCUGCAGGAUAAACUGCGAGAGACCGAGGAGGCCAUGGAGAAAAUCAUCUCGCGCCUGGGGCCCCACAAUGAGAGAGAAGGUAACGUCAGUGACGGCGAGGAGCAGGAGCUGCUGCAGAGGCUGAAGGAGAUCACUCGGGUGAUGAAGGAGGGGAAGGUCCUGGACGGCGUCACCCCGGAGCAAGAGGCCGAGGAGGCUCCCUACACCGAGGGAUGGGAAGGUUACCCAGAAGAGACGUAUCCGAUCUACGACCCGUCUGAGGGCAGGAGGAGACCCAGCACGAUCCUGGUGGACCGCUCGCUGCUGAACCAGCCCUCAGCGGAGGAGAUCGCCGAGCAGCUGGAGUUCAUGGAAGAUUAUAAUCGUUUCUGCACAGAACACGCAGCGGAGGAUGGGAGUAAUCCUCCUACGGCGUACGACCCAUGUGACGACGCCCAGCGCAGCCCCAUCCGCGCCCCAGAAGAUGAGAUCUGCUCCGAGGAGCCAAGCGACGAUGAGGACCCUGCGGUUCUAGCGGAGAAUGCCGGCUUCAGCUCAGAGGCAGCCAGCGAGGAGGACUCAGAGGCUUCUGUGACAGAUUCGGCUGUGAGCGGAGAUUUACUGGAAACCGUCAGUAAUUCAGUCGGGGAUGAGUUACAGUCUCUGCGCAAACGGAGCAAAAAGUCCCCAGACUGCUAAAUGUCCCCAAAUCUGGUGACUGACGGAGGGACCCGCGAGAGCUCCGGUG